Messenger RNA from Dunckerocampus dactyliophorus (ringed pipefish), 2099 nucleotides. Its product is annotated as dolichyl-diphosphooligosaccharide--protein glycosyltransferase subunit DAD1-like. The coding region runs from base 27 to 455 and encodes 142 amino acids. Gene Ontology annotation, biological process: protein N-linked glycosylation. NCBI's taxonomy places the organism in Eukaryota, Metazoa, Chordata, Actinopteri, Syngnathiformes, Syngnathidae. The record is from RefSeq and is a predicted model, not a curated record. The transcript has 2 exons. Gene Ontology annotation, cellular component: oligosaccharyltransferase complex; membrane.
UUUUAUGUAGCACCUUAACGAUUUCCAUGUUUCACGGACACGUCCCUCAUUCUACAGCGCUAGCUCCCCGACAGCGGUUGACAGAAUUAUACCAACAAAAAAACAGCUCAACAAUGUCGGCGUCGGUUCUGUCUGUAAUUUCCCGGUUUCUUGAGGAAUACACCACCUCGACGCCCAAUAAGUUGAAAGUGGUGGAUGCCUAUUUGUUGUAUAUCCUGCUGACGGGAGCGCUUCAGUUCCUGUACUGUUUGCUUGUUGGAACGUUUCCCUUCAACAGCUUUCUAUCUGGCUUCAUCUCCUGUGUCGGCUCUUUCAUUCUCGCAGUGUGUCUUCGUAUCCAGAUCAACCCACAGAACAAAGGGGACUUCCUGUCCAUCUCACCGGAGAGAGCCUUUGCUGACUUCCUGGUUGCUCACACCGUCCUGCAUCUUGUUGUCAUGAACUUCAUUGGUUGAGCAGCUGUUUAUAUUUGUCUGUGGAAGGUGUGUAUUUGACACAUUCUUACAAAUUUGACGCAACAUUGACAGUGGUCCCAUAUGUCGACCGUGACUCCUGAAAAGGGAGACUUAAUUCAAGUAAAUGUUGAUUUGUUUUGGUAGAAUGUGUUUUUUUUGUUGAGAUUAAAGCAUCAAUCACCAUCUAGGCCAGGAGUCUCCCAUUUAAUGCUUAACAGCAGACCUGCCAACAUGUAUGCAUUUUUCGUACACGGCAUGCGUUGAUGGCUGCUCUUUGUGCGUUUUGUUGUGUUUCGCCGGUUUUGGCUUCCUUGUUUAGUCUCCGCUCGUAGCGUGAUAUGCAGGUCUAAACCGCGCUAAAUGGUGGGUGAGAUAUGUGGUUGCUCACAGAUUGACAUCACAUCACGCACUAAACCCUAAGAAAGAGUAGAAAUAAUAUUAAAACAGCAAAAGAGCAUAAUGUAACGAGAAAAAUCUGAAGUGUGGAUACUAAUAACCAGCCGUGUCACGACCUUGCGAGAUUAAAACAUGAGAUUUUUCGUUUUGCGAUUAAUACAUAAAUUCAAUUAAUCUAGGGCUGCAGCUCUUGACUAUUUUAGUAAUCGAGUAUUCAAACACAUGUUUUUGCUUGGUUAAAGAGCAAUUAUAAAAUGCACAAGAGAAAAUAAAACAUUUCAUGAAAUAAUGAACGACCAAUUGUUUUAAUUUUUUUUAGAUAAUCAAGCAUUUUAUUUCUUAAAUUGACAUUGUGCAUAGGAAGUGUAUUUUCUCGGGUCUGAUGGACUACCUGAUGGUGCUUUUGUAGAUGAAUCCAUCCAUCCCAGACUAACUAUUUACUGGAAAAGGAGAGAAAUAAUAAUUACUUUACUAAGACUAAAUGACAUAUUGCAUUAUGUUGAUGGCUGUGCAUUUACAAGUCCUAUUCUUUAUAAGAUACUGAGUUUUUGCAAUGUAAAAUGAAGACACCUGUAGUGGUACAUUGCUCCUUAAUCUCACUGAUUUGCGCUACGUUAAUUUUACCUUGUCUUGAUCUUCCACUCCAUUCGGGAGGAGAUGAUGCAACAUAUAAGAUGUGCUGUUGUGGUAUGUUAGCGCCGUGUUUUUUUGCAACUUUGUUGGUGAGGGUCAGAGUCCAUAUUCGAUCUUUGGUUGGAAGGGUGACAAACCUGGCCCAUAGUUAAUUUUGAAUACCUGAAAAGCAGAAAGAACAAGUAACCAUCAGCCUAAACGGUCUAUUCAUUUCAAUAAGACAUACAAGCAGCAAGGUGCCUAACUUAAAUGUCUACAGAUGGCAGUAAUGUCCAUUACAAAGUGGAUGUCACACUUUCUGUUAGAGCUGCUGGGGCACUGCCCCUCUUGGCAGUGGCGGUUUUAGAUAUGGGCCACACAUACCACUUUUUCUCUUAAUAUUACUAACUUUAUUUCUCGGGAAAUUACAGCUGUUUCUUCCAUUUUUGCAGGUUUUUUUUUUAAUUUGGUGAGAAAGCGUAUUAUUAAUAUGGACUUUAAGUCUUUGCUCUUCAUUUCCCAUUUUUGCUGUUUUUUUUUAUAAUUUUCCAAAUAUUUCCACUUUCGUCUUAAAUAAUCUUGUGUGAAUUUUCUUUUUGUAAUACUUUGACGUUAUUCCCAUAUUUUCGAAAUCUU